AUGAGCUUUAGCUUAGCCUCUUCCUCAUGUCCCACUCUGUCUUUCCAUCGCGCCGUCACUCGCCCACAGCUGCGCAGCGCUGCCCCCAGAGGAGACAUGCUGCACCUCCUGGAGCUGAUCCACGACUCCGUGAAGCUGAUCAAGUUCGCGGACGACACCACCCUCAUUGGACUCAUCUCCAACAACGAUGAGUCCACCUACAGGAGGGAGGUGGACCGGCUGGUGUCCUGGUGCAGUGGUAACAACCUGGAGCUGAACGCCCAGAAGACAGUGGAGAUGAUUGUGGACUUCAGGAAGAGCACUGUCCCCCCGCCCCCACCCUCCGUGAUGGACUCCCCCAUCACCUCUGUGGAGUCCUUCCGUUUCCUGGGCACCACCAUCAUCCAGGACCUCAAGUGGGAGCCGACCAUCAGCUCCCUCAUCAAGAAGGCCCAGCAGAGGAUGUACUUCCUGCGGCAGCUCAGGAAAGCCAAGCUGCCUGCACAGAUGUUGGUGCAGUUCUACACGGCCAUCAUCGAGUCCAUCCUCACCUCCUCCAUCACCGUGUGGUUCGCUGGAGCCACAGUCAGGGACAAACAGAGACUACAGCGCAUUGUGCGCUCUGCAGAGGAAGUGAUCGGCCGCAGCCUUCCAUCGCUGCAGGACCUGCCGUGGUGGGAUGGUUACGUGCUGUCGAAACGUCGCGCUUAG
Knipowitschia caucasica is the source of this 690-nucleotide messenger RNA. Lineage: Eukaryota; Metazoa; Chordata; Actinopteri; Gobiiformes; Gobiidae. The record is from the annotation of a GenBank genome assembly.